UCGCUCUCAUUAUCUAUCCUCUUCUGUAUUAUGUCCGUCUCUCUCUCUUUCUUUAAAUCGUUCCAUUUUCUACUCUCUUUCUGACCAUUUUCUUUCUCCCUUUCUUUUUUUGCAUUUGCCUCUUUUCCUCGAAUUUUCUCCUUGUUCGUUCUCAGUCUAUUGUUAUAUAUUUUUUUCUACCUCCAUACUCUUUCUUCUUUUUAUUCAGUCUUUCACUUUCUCUUCUUACCUCACUUCAUUCACUCUGUCUGACUGUCUCUCUCCGAGAGUCACUCAGCCCGCAGUGCUCGUCUCCUUCACCACCACCACCACCACCACCAUCAAUAUCAAUACACACACAUUUGCUAGCUCUCACCACCACCACUACUACUACUACUACUAUUUCAUCGGCAAACACGGCUUCCCAUCGGUACUAGAGUUGUUAUUGUUACUUCCUCGAGAAGCCAGCAUUAACGGCCGAUGCGAUACUACUAUAGAGUCACUUAGUAGUUAACAGAUUUGCUAUUGCACCGGCAUAUCAAGUCGGCUGCAGGAAGGCCCUAACUACACGGAGCUAGCUCCACGCGGCUCUUACAACAAGGAUCAAAGGAGAUUAGUCUGUAUAAUAUAUUAUUAUCGUAGUAAGAAUCGGACAUACUUUGCUGGUUUAGCCUACAUUUUUCAGGUGUGUUGCCUUCUCAGUUCAAAUCAAGCAGGGAUCAACUUUGCUUUUCAUUCUUGUGAAGUCAAUAAAACAAGAACCAGUCAGAGUUGUCUCCCAUGCUGUUCUUGACAAGAAUUAAUCAUUAAGAUACACCGUUUUGCAAUGUUUCUCUGGAACUGUAAUAAUAUAAAUGGAAACCUUAAACUACAAUAAAAACAAAAAGAAAAGAAGAAGAAGUCAUUUGAAAUUGUAAGAAUUUUUUCUCAUGAAAGACAUUUCAAAGUUGCAGAUAUUUAUAUAAUAUAAUUUGGAUCAAAAGAAGAGAAGCAAGUGACAGACGAAGAUGACUACAAAAAUUGAUCACCUCAUAGCACGGCUCGGCGACCCAGGUCGAUUCCAACUGCUGCUUAGCCUGUUUCUAGGGCUCAACAUGUUCCCUAUUUUCUUCAACAACAUUGUGAAUACAUUCUACUUAUUACAGACACCUUACCGGUGCAAGUCGACCAUUGCUGCUGAAAUGGCUAUGACUUAUAACACCAACUACAGCAGUACCAGUAUUAGUGACGAUGGAGGAGGAGGCGAUGGAACUGGGGGAGGAGGAGGAGGAGGAGGCAGUUUAACUCUCAACAGCACUGGCACCAAAUAUAUGAACCUGGUCACUCCCGGUGAACAAUAUGGAGAUGAGUGUUUGCUGAAAGUGAUUAACGAGUCAACAGGAGCCAAUUACAGCACUACUUGUGAUGUUGGGUGGCAGUUUGAACCAGUGGACAAUGAAUGGACAAUAAUAGCAGAGUGGGAUCUAAUAUGUAACCGUUCCUAUAUGAGUUCACUGGUGGUAACCAUUUAUUUUCUUGGAGUCAUGAUUGGUGGUCUCCUUUUUGGUUUCUUGGCUGAUAAAUUUGGUAGAAAGCCUGUGAUGUUAAUUUGCCUUUAUAUUCCCAUUGUUCUUGGAACAAUUGCAGCUCAUGUCCAACACUAUGAAAUCUUUUCAGUUCUACGUUUUUUAACAGGAAUUUGUAUCCAGGGUCUUCAAACAACUACAUUCGUGAUGACAAUGGAACUGUAUCUAACAAAGUACAGAGCUCGAGCUGGUAUCUUUGUUGCAAUUGUGAUUGGAACAGUUGUUAUGGCUUUGGCUGGCCUCGGUUAUCUUCUGAGAAAUUGGCGCCAUCUUCAGAUGGCUAUCAGUUUACCAAGUCUUUUAGCCAUCCCAUAUAUUUUCAUAAUUCCAGAGUCUCUGCGGUGGCUUUUGCUACGAGGACGGUUCCCAGAAGCAGAACUUGUUGCUAAACGAAUGUCUAUAGCAAACAGUUUAGAAUUUCCGAAGGAACUAUUCGAUCGUGUAAAAGAAGAGAUGUCAGCAGAUGAUCCUGCCCAAAUGACACGGCAGUAUGGCUUUACGGACAUCUUCUCCAAGCCAAACAUUAGAAAAAUUAGCAUUAUUAUGUUCCUGCUUUGGUUUACUGCAGCCCUUGGUUACUAUGGUAUUUCACUAAAGAUAUCAAAUUUGGUUGGAAACAAAUACCUCAACUUAUUUGUUGGUGGACUGUUGGAGUUUAUUGUUUACUUGGUUUUGUUUUGCAUGAUUGCGCGGUUACCUCGGAAAUUCAUCGUGACAGGGUGUUUGAUAAUUGGUGGUGCCUGCUGUAUAACUGCACAACUCAUACCAACAAUCCAAAACAUUUUAUCUUCCGUCUUCUUCAUAAUUGGGCGCUGUGCAUAUGCAGGACUAAUGAGUACCCUGUUUGUCUACACCUCAGAGUUAUUCCCCACUGUUGUCAGAAAUAUAGGACUUGGUACAUGCCUAGUGUGGGGACGUAUCGGCGGCAUUUUGUCUCCCCAGAUAACUCUAUUACACAAAUAUGUUCACCCCUUGAUGCCAUUCCUUUGCCUCGGAGCACUCUCCUUCAUCACUGGUGGACUUUCACUGCUGCUACCUGAAACAAAAGACUCAAAAUUUCCCGAUAACAUCGAUGACCUCGACAUGUCGAAGCCAGUUUACAAUAUCCCUGUAAUCAUAGUUGAUGAGCCGCAAGACACCCCCUUCCAGAACAGCACAAUUGUGAAUGGCACCGGCACCACAAAUGGUACAACGACUGCUAUCCUACCGCCAGGUACAAAUUCAAUUGCAUCGAACGCAAAUGGUUCUGCUUUGACAACUACUGAACUUUGAUUGGUUUGCGGCCAUUUCCAUUUUAAUUUCAUUCCAUUAUUCAUAAAUUUCACUGGUGUUGUUGUUAUCGAUGUUGUUGUGAUGAAAAUGAUGAUGAUAAUUAUUAUUGUUAUUUAUUGAAGGUGGCAAAACUGGCAGAAUUUUUAGAGUUGCAGAGUAAAUGCUUUACAGUAUUUAUUUACAAAUCUUUAUGUUCAACUUCAAAUUCCACUGAGGUUAACUUUACCUGUCCUCCUUCUGGGGUUGAUAAAAUAAGUACCAUGCAAAAUACUGAAGUUGUUAUAAUUGACUGUACCCUCCCCAAAAAUGUGUGGCAUUGUGCCUAUUUAAAAAAUAAAAAAAAUUAUUAUUGUUUUUUUGACAUUGGUGGACUGGCAGAAUCAGUGGAGCAACAUAUAAAAUGGUGAACUGGCAAAAUCAGAAGAGUGAUGAACAGAAUACCUUCUGAUGUUUAGUCAUGUCUUGUUAGGUUCUGAGUUCAAAUCAUACCAAGGUUGAUUUUUGCCUUUCAUCUUUCCAGCUGUUGAUAAAAUAAAUGCUUACAUAUGUAAUGGGUUAAAACACACUAUAUCUACUUCUUACAUAUGUAACGAGUUAAUAUGAUGUACCCAAUUCCUAUAAUAUAUAUGGUGGGUUAAUAUCCACCUCAUAUAUAUAUAUAUAUAUAUAUGUUGUAGGUUAAUAAUAUUCUAGACCUACUACCUAUAUAUGUAAAGGGUUAACACUAUAAACCCACCACCCAUUGGAUUAACAAUAUACCCACCAACUACAUAUGUAGUGGAUUAACAAUAUAAUAUACCCACCACUUGCAUAUGUAGAGGUUUGACAUUACAAUAUACCCAUCCUCUGCAUAUGUAGUCGGUUAACAAUAUACCCACUACUUCCAACUGUAGUGGGAUGACAAUGCACUAUGCCUACUCACUACAUAUGCAAUGAGUUAACAACAUACUACUCUUACUACCUACAUAUAUAAUGGAUGGGGUGAACAAAACAAUAUACCCACCUUCGAUAUAUGCACUGUGUCAACAAUAUGAUACACACACUACAUAUAUAUAUUGUGUGCCUACAAUAUAUUAUGCCCUCCACCUAUAUAUAGUGUAUCAAUAACAUUCUAUGCCCCCUAUAUAUGUAAGGGCUUAUAUUGUACUGCUAUAGCCAGUAAGGGUUAUUUGAAAUGUGAAUACUGCUAAUUUGAAAAUAUUAUUAUAAACAAGGCAGUGAGCUGGCAGAAUGGUUAGCAUGCAGGGCAAAAUGCUUAGUGGCAUUUCUUCUGUCUUUGCAUUCUGAGUUCAAAUUCUACCAAGGUCAGCUUUGCCUUUCAUCCUUUUGGGGUCGAUAAAUUAAGUACCAGUGAAACACUGGGGUUGAUGUAAUCGAUCGGUCUCCUUCCCCAAAUUUUCAGGCCUUGUGCCUAUAGUAGAAAAAAUUCUUCUUCUUCUUAUUAUUAUUAUUAUUAUAAUUAUUAUUAUUAUUAUUAUUAUUAUUAUUAUUACUAAGGCAGCAAACUCACAGAAUCAUUAGCACGUUGGAUAAAAUGCUUAGCAGCAUUGCUUCUGACACAUUACAUUCUGAGUUCAAAUACCACCAAGGUCAACUUUUGCCCUCUUGUGGGGUUGAUAAGAUAAGUUCCAAUUGAACAUUGGGGUCAAUGUAAUCAGCUUACUCCCUCCCUCAAAAUUGCUGGCCUUGUACCAAAAUUUGAAACCACUUGGAGGCAGCAUGCUGGCAGAAUUUUUAGCAUGGAAGACAAAAAGUUUAGUAGCAUUUCUUCAGAUUUACCAAUCUAAGUUCGAAUUCUACCAAGGUCGAUUUUACUUUUAUCCUUUUGGGAUUGAUAAAAUAAGUACCAGUCAAGCUGCUCCCACCAAAAUUUCAGGCCUCGUGUCUAUAAUAAAAUGGAUCAUUAUUAUUGUAGAAUCUAUAAAGUGGCACACAAAGUACCUCAUGGUAUUUUGUUAAGCCUUUUUGUAUGUCUGAUUUCAAAUCACACCAAGAUUAAACUUGUUUGUCAUCUUCCCAGGGUCGAUAAAAAUAAAAUACUAAUCAAAUACUGGUGUUGAUCUUAACUAUACUUAACAUAAAUUUGAGGCUUUGUGCUUAUGACAGAAACCAAUAUUAUUUAAUGUCAGAAGGCAGUGAGAUGGUAGAAAUAGUAGCAUGCUGGACAGAAUGCUUAGCGACAUUACUCCUGGUUUAUUUCCUGAGUUCAAAUGCUGCCAAGGUUAACUUUACCUUUCAUCCUUAUGGGAUCAAUAAAAUAAGUUCUAGUCAAUACUGAGGUCAAUGUAAUCGACUUAUACCUCUCCUCUCAAAGUUGCUGGCUUUGUGCCAAAAUUAGAAAGUAUAUUACUUAUUGUCAGGGUGGGAGAUGGUUGAAUUACAGGAUGUUGAAUGGUUGAAUUAUAAGACAGUGGAUGGCAGAAUCAUAGAACAUCGAAUUGGUAGAAUCAUAUGAAGGGGAGUGAUAGAAUUAUUGGUCAAUGCAUCAUAGAACCAUACAGUUGUGGUUGGCAGAAUUGGUAGUGUGACGGACAAAAAAAUACCUUUUGGUAUUUCAUAAUGUCCUUCUGUGUUUUGAGUUGAAAUCCCCCUCAAAGUUCCAAUUUACUUAUUAUUCUUUCAUUGUUGAUAAAAAGUAAAGUUAAUCAAAGCUAAUAUAAUUGAGUAAAACCCUUGAAGGGAGAGCCCCAGCAUAGCUUGAGUCCAAUGACUAAAACCAAUAACAGAAUAUAAUAAAUAGUAUUAUUAUUGUUAAUACAAUAAAUACCACUUAUAUUCUGGGGAUAAGUCAAUCAAAACAUAAUUUAUUCCCUUCACAAACAAGUGGCUAAACUUAAAGUUCAUUAUUGUUAUUACUAGGGGUCAAACAGGCAGUGAGCUGGAAGAAUCAUUAGCAUGUUUAUUUUGACAUUUUGGUUUCCAUAAAAUAAGUACCACUGGAGUCAAUGUAAUUGACUUAACCCCUCUCCUGAAUUUGCUGGCCAUGUGCCAAAAUUUGAAACCAUUAUUAUUAUUAUUAUUAUUAUUAAGACGGUGAGCUGGCAGGAUCAUUAUCAGGCAGGAUGAAAUGCUUAGCAGUAUUUCACCUAUCACUCCUAUCUGAGUUCAAAUUCCGCCGAGGUCAACUUUGCCUUUCAUCCUUUUGAUAAAUUAAGUACCAGUUGAAUGCUGGGGUCAAUGAAAUUGACUCAUCAAUUUAAUUGACCCAAUAUAAUUGACUCCCCCAAAAUGGCUGCUCUUAUGGCAAAAUAUGAAACCAUUAUUAUUAUUAUUAUCAUUAUUAUUAUUAUUAUUAUUAUUAUUAUUAUUAUUAUUGUCAUUAUCAUUAUUAUCAUCAUCAUUAUUAUCAUCAUCAUCAUCAUCAUCAUCAUCAUCAUCAUCAUCAUCAUCAUCAUCAUUAUUAUUAUUAUUAGGGGUCUAAAGGCUUUGAGCAGGCAGACUCAUUAGAGCAUGCCAAACAAAAUGCUUUGCAGCAUUUCUUCUGGCUUUGAAUUCGGAGUUCAAAUUCCACCAAUAUCAUCUUUGCCAUUCAGCCUUUCAUGGUUGAUAAAAUAAGUCCCAGUCAAGUACUUGGAUCAUUGCAAUCAACUAGCCCCACCACCUCCCACCAAAUUUUUAGGCCAUGGACCUAUAAUAGAAAGGAUUAUUAGAAGUCCAUAAAGUGAACAGCUCUCAAGUUCUGCGGAAAGGAGGGGGGGGUCUUUUUUUUAUUGAAUUAAUUACACUUCCCCUCCACAAAAUAUGUGAUCUUCUGCUUGUUACAGAUCAUUAUUUCUUAGUAUUUAUUUGCAGCCGAUUCAUUACAUUCUGAACUCAAAUCCCUCUCUUAGCCUCUUCUACCACUACUAUUGUGGCUUCUGCACACAAGAACUGCUUGGCUUUCAUGCCACAUACACUUUGUCAUUUCUCCUCCUCUCAUUACUCCCAUCCCACUUAAUCUGCACUAAUCAUUAUACCAAGUCCUUCCUCCUCCAGAAUGUCAGUUUGUUGGAAUAUGUCCUUCUGUAUGUCUUUCCAGCAACUUUCAUCUCAUACCUUUUUAAGAACAAUAUUAGCCACAGAGACCUCACCACUCUCAGAGGACUGAAAAGGCUAAGGGAACAUUCUCUAGAUCAUCUUUUCAAAGUCAGUAAAAUAAAAGUACCAGUUAAAUAUUUGGGAUCAGUUGAAUUUGCUUUACACUUCUUCAAAAUGCAUGAUUUUUGUGGCCAGUGUUAGAAAUCAAUUAUUAUUAGUAGUAUUAUUAUUCAUCCAUCUUUAUGUUCUGAGUUCAAAUUCCACCAAGGUCGACUUUGCCUUUCAUCCUUUUGAUGUCAAUAAAUUAAGUACCAGUGAAACACUGGGGUCAAUGUAAUCGACUUAACCCCUCCCCAAAAAUUUCAGGCCCUUAUGCCUUUAGUAGAAAGGAUUAUUAUUAUUAUCAUUAUUAUUGUUAUUAUUAUUAUUAUUAUUAUUAUUAUUAUUAUUAUUAUUAUUAUUAUUAUUAUUACUAUUAUUGAACUGGCAGAAUUGUUAGCAUGCUGGGCAAAAUGCUUAGAAGCAUUUCAUGUGUCUUUACAUUCUGAGUUCAGAUUCUGCUUAGUCUUACACCCUUUCAGGGUUGAUAAAGUAAGUACCAGUUGAACACUGGGGUUGAUAUAAUCAACUCAUCCCCUCCCCCAAAAUGGCUGCCCUUGUAACAAAAUUUGAAACCAUUAUUAUUACUUUUAUUA
Molecule: messenger RNA, 7528 nt
Organism: Octopus bimaculoides (California two-spot octopus)
Lineage: Eukaryota; Metazoa; Mollusca; Cephalopoda; Octopoda; Octopodidae
Product: organic cation transporter protein
Biological process (GO): transmembrane transport
Cellular component (GO): membrane
Molecular function (GO): transmembrane transporter activity
Source: RefSeq, a predicted model, not a curated record